AAAAAGUUAUUAGGAUCCUAAUAAAAUUUUAGAAAUAUAUUAAAAGGUAUAAAAAGAGAAGAGAAACUAAAGAAAGAAAUAAAGAAAAUAAUUCUUUUCUCUCGAAGAAGUUUUCGGAACUGGCUUAUAUCGAAAGUGGUUUCCCGAAUUGUUCGCGAUCCCAUUACCUUCCUAGAUUUUUACCACACCACGUGGAUUCUCUUCCGGGAUUGAGAUCGCAAAAUCGGGAAGAAAAGAAUCGUCUCGAAGGAUUGUCUUAUUUCGUUCAAAGUGUCGAACAAAAAGUUGAAACUAAAGAACUCGAAGAGGAAUCUACGAAAUCCGAAGUCAAAGUCAAAUCUUCAAACUCUUCCAGUGCUAACAAGAAGACACGAAAACCGAAUCCGAAGAUUGUUUUCAGAGCCUGUCCUUUAUUCGUUAGAAAAGGUGACAAAGUGAUAUUUAAUUUUCAACACUUUACGAGCCCUGAAAAAGUCUUAAGGGAGUAUAUUCGUAUCAACGUGUACAACAAAAACAGAUUGGCUAGAAUCGACAAACAGAAAAUAUCGGAAGCGUUAUGUUCAUUGCAUUGCGAUAAUCAAUUGGAUUCUGAUGUAGAUCCGAACGAUUCCAAAUCAAAAAUUAUUUCUAAAUACGAUAACGCUAAAGAACGGUCAAAUAAUGGAAGAAAAAUGUCUGCGAGAAAAAGUAAAAUUAAGCAAAAUAUCAAUACGGAGAAUGCACGUUGGUUAACAAAACCAGCACAUACGUGGCAACCUAUAAAAAGGAUCUCUGCGACGAACAACAUCGUAUAUGAAUUCAAUCCUUUUGGAAAUCUUCAAAACGAGGAUGCGUUAAAAGAGGUAAGAGUCUCAAAAUCAACAACGAGCGUCAAAAAAGAUAUUGUAAAGACUAAAACUCGUUCCAUUGCAUCGUUACCGAAAUUAAAUCCCUCUAUAAAUUGUUCCAUUAACGUUUUCGAAAAAGAAGAAAAAAUGACAAACGUAUUACAAGACCAAGCGUCUUUACCAUUUAUUUUAAAUAAAACAAGCACGACGAAAAAUGAAAGAAUUUCGAAAAUAUUAGAUAAUAGAUAUAAAAUGACACCAUUGAAAUUAAGUGAAAUCGAUCAGGACGUGCAGAAUAUAAAAGCUAAUUGGGAACAAUUCCAAAACUGUCAAUAUCGUAAAAAUAAAUAUAUGUCUAAUCCACGUAUAAGAAAGUUAUACGACAUUUUGGAAAGUACUACGUAUAAUAUAAAUAAAAUAAAACAAAAUGCUGACUCGACGAAGAAUCAAGACGCAUUAAAAAAUAUCAAUAAACUUCCAAAAGAACCUAAAACAUUAAAUAUUCAACGAGAUGUCGAACGUACUAAGAACAAGUUAUUUUCAAAACGAGAUCAAUGGACUAAGUUAAAAUCUACAACCACGAAUACUUCGCCAUCCAAAGAAUUUAAGGAAGAUAUUUUAAGAAAAGAAAAAAAAGAUAUUAAAAAACGAUCGUUGUUUACAGAAAAAAAAUUAUGGAAUAUAAACAAUAUUUUAAACUACGAAUCGAAUUUAUUAAAUUCUCAUGAAAAUGAAUUUUUGAAACGAAAAAAAUCAUCUAAAGUUAAAUCCGAGGUAGAAAACUAUUUAAAUGAUUAUACAACAAAUAUUGAUAAACUCAAUACAAUAAAAGAUAAAGAUUUAAAUAUGAACAUAACGGAUUGUGAAAAUGACUUUGAAGAGAAUCCUGAAAAAGAUUUCGAUUAUCCCGCUUCCAUUAAUGAAAAAGAUAUUAAUAAUUUAGAGAAAGAAGAAAUUGAAACAUUUAGGAGCAAUAAUGAUAUUGAAAAAAAUAAAGAAUCCACGAAUGAAACGAAAAAUAUAGAUACAAAAUCGAUUGAAACUUUUGAUGCGAGGAAUAAUGGAAAAUACUUGGAAGGAAAUACAUUCGUUGAAAUGGGCUUUAAUGGCUUAAAUCUAUCAAAAAAUGUAUUGGAUCAAAUCCUUCAGUCGGAAUACUUAAAAAAAGAUUUACUGUCAUUGUAUCCUAUCUAAGAAAAACAGAAAAAAAAGAAAUUAAUCGAAU
Molecule: messenger RNA, 2052 nt
Organism: Vespula vulgaris
Lineage: Eukaryota; Metazoa; Arthropoda; Insecta; Hymenoptera; Vespidae
Exons: 6
Coding region: 672-2021 (449 amino acids)
Source: RefSeq, a predicted model, not a curated record